GUUGUUAAAAAGGCGGUGAGGGCCGAACGAUUCCUGAGCCUCGACAAGCGGCGUAAACCGAAAGGUGGAACAAAUAGCGCUGCUGGAACCAGUGCAGCCGCCUCGGGCAACGAUUCUCGAGAGGGCAAGAAGAAAAGGUUCUUCUCACGCAGACAGAAUGGAGUCAUAAAAGCAUCCGCCGCCGCGGUAAUCCCGCCGCGUGGGAAUGCCACCAGGCCUGCCUCACGACCCACUACCAGCCCUGGAUCCACGACGGCCCAUCCCAGAGCCCACGAGAACCAAGUGGACCGACCGUGGGAGCGACGACUUUCUCCUCAGAAGCGCGCCGAGCUCAUGGCCCGAGGGGUAUGCCUAAAUUGCGAAGAGGCCGGUCAUAUGGCGCGUAGUUGCCCAAAGCUCACUACCAUGAGGUCCAAAGUGAAAGGGAAACCUCCAGGGUUUGGGGCGCACGGAUCUCGAGCGCUUUCCCAGUGGGAUUCAGGGAGGACAGAGCGACAUUGGAGCGAUGGUCGUGGCUCGACGGGUCAGAAGAGGAUGCGGAGAGCUGGGACGACUCGGAGGACCUGGAUGAUGAUGAGCUGAAUUACACUGCGUGGGGGCUGGUCGAGAAUCCGGACGUGGAGGAACUGGCCGAUGGAAUCCGGUCCAUGACGCUGGACCCGUAUCCCGCGGACUGCACCAGCCCACGCCGGCCUGAGCUUGGGUUAAUCGACCGGGCCGUUGAGUUGACUGAAAGCACGGGGUUGGGAUCGACAGGCGUUGGGGACCUGGCUGCCCGGUUCGCUAGCCUGGUUCUUCAGCGAUGCGCCCCGUUCCCGGGCGACGACGGCUCCGAGCCCACGGAGGGACGUUUCCUGGUCUACCGCGUCCUGGGCGGGGACUACUACUGCAUCUUAGAUUGCGGCACACCGUUGGAUAUUCUCGAGGGCGAUGAGCUGGUGAAAUCAGCCGACUUGCAAGAUCCCAACUUCGAACUGGGCUGGCAUUGGGCUCAGAAAUGCUAUUUAGCACAGGGCAUACACCCCGACGCGCCUGACUUAAUACUCCCGGAACGAUACUUCCUACGCACAGGAAUCUCUCGGUGAUGACUAUGUGCACAGGGAAAGGUUAUUGGUCGAGGGACAGGAAGUGUCGCCAGGUGUAUUCGAGUUUGGCCGUACAGAUAGUGAUGUGCGGAUGCGAAUGGAGCGUUCGACCUUACUGAAUCCGGACCUCGAUCUGCGCAGGUGGUACAGAGAUCACUGGGACGGUAGCAGUGAACUGUACGACGACUUACCUCCCCUGGAGAGCUCCAACGAAUCCGACGACGAGCUCGAGGAAGGAGCUGACGAUCCGUACAACGCCUCCUGGCAAGCGUGGGUAAACACAACCUCCGAUUGUGGACUUCAGCCCGACCUCUCGCCGAGCCCCAUAGGCUCAAUGGGGGAUCUGUGUUAUGAGAUGUCGGAGGAAACGGUGCGGCCAGGGAGUGAUCAGUGGGACUUGUGUUCCGAUGAGCCCCAGCAUGGGAAAUCUUGUGGGAGGCAGGUCGGAGACCUCAUGGCCGAUGGCGUAAGAAGCCUGCUGGAAUUCUGUCAGCCCUACCCUGGUGACGACAGGAUAAGGCCCGACGCCCCGUGCUGGACAGGUAAACGGUUCAGCGUGGUGUCGUCCUGCCGAGUUCCAUGCUGGAAAAUCGGCACUUUGAGCUCGCCGCCUGGUAUUCCGGUCGAGUGAGCGAGCGGUUGCUCAUACCGUCAGAAGGGACGGCUCCGGGGCAUCGAAUUGCGGUUGAU
Messenger RNA from Mycena citricolor, 1775 nucleotides. Lineage: Eukaryota; Fungi; Basidiomycota; Agaricomycetes; Agaricales; Mycenaceae. The record is from the annotation of a GenBank genome assembly.